UUGGAUCUUGACAUUCACAGUUGCCCUUUCGGCGCUGUGUUGUUGAAGGCAGCAGAGCCGUCAUAUCUCUACCGGGAUAUUCGUUAGGGAAGACUGGAACAUGGACUGACCGCUGCCUGCACGAGCUGAAGGAGAAGAACACUGUUAAACAAAGGGAAUAAUACUCUAACAGGUGAGGUUAUAAUAAUGGCCAAAGAUGAUGAAAUCCCUGACUGGGCUGGAGCGCAGGACUUCUAUCAGAAGUAUGAUCCAAAGGAGAUCCUUGGAAGAGGGGUAAGCAGUGUGGUUCGACGCUGCAUCCAUAAGCGCACCACUCAGGAAUAUGCUGUCAAAAUCAUUGACAUCACACCAUCAGAUAAGAUGAGUCCUGAGGAGAUCGAGGAGAUCAGAAAUGCCACAACAAAGGAGAUUGACAUCCUCAAGAAGGUGUGCGGGCAAGAAAACAUCAUUCAGUUGAAGGAUUCCUUUGAAACUAAAGCUUUCUUCUUCUUGGUGUUUGACUUGAUGAAGAAAGGAGAGCUUUUCGAUUAUCUAACUGAGAAGGUUACGCUCAGUGAAAAAGAGACAAGGAAGAUCAUGCGCUCCCUGUUCGAGGUGGUUCAGUUCCUUCACUCUCAGAACAUUGUGCACAGAGAUCUAAAGCCAGAGAACAUCCUUCUGGAUGACAAUAUGAGCAUCAAACUCACUGAUUUUGGCUUUGCUGUGCAGAUUACACCAGGACAAAAACUCCACGAGGUAUGUGGAACGCCAGGAUAUCUAGCCCCAGAGAUUAUCGAGUGCUCUAUGGAUCCUCACCACCAAGGUUAUGGGACCGCCGUUGAUCUCUGGAGUGCAGGGGUGAUCAUGUACACCCUUCUUGCAGGUUCCCCUCCCUUCUGGCACAGGAAGCAGAUGCUAAUGCUGCGCAUGAUCCUAGCAGGAAGUUACGAGUUCACCUCUCCGGAGUGGGACGACCGUUCAGACACUGUCAAAGACCUGAUCUCCAGGUUGUUGGUGGUGAAUCCCGAGACACGUUACACUGCCACAGAUGCCUUAAACCACCCUUUCUUCCAGCAGUAUGUGGUCGCAGAGGUGCGACAUUUCAGUCCGUACAGGAAGUUCAAGGUAAUCUGCAUGACAGUUCUGGCAACGAUGCGCAUUUACUGCAAUUAUCGACGUGCCAAGCCAGUUACCAAAGAAGUGAUCAAGAGUGACCCCUAUGCAGUAAAACCUAUUCGCAAGCUCAUCGAUGCCUGUGCGUUCAAGAUUUACGGACACUGGGUAAAGAAGGGGCAGACACAGAACAGAGCUGCCCUGUUUGAGAAUAGUCCAAAAGCUAUCUUGCUUUCUCUAGCAGCGGAAACAGAUGAUUCAGCUCUAAGAAUGAUGUAAUAAAUGUAAAGCACUCUACUGAAAACUAUAUAGGAAAAUAUGUAUUGUAUUAUGACAUCAGUACCUCAUACUGCAUGACAUUGUGAGAUGUUUCAAAACUUAUAACUAUGCGCUUUCAUUUCAUUCAUUUUGCCCUGAAGAGUUGCAUAAUUGGCCUGCAACAUUUAAAUGUUAUUGAAAUCCAGGUAUCAACCUGGAUACCUGAAGAUCUCAUGCUAAUUCAGGUCAUAUUUAUUUAUUCUGUAUUAUAAAUUAUUUGAAAUAUUAAAACAAACAAAAUAUAUGAAAUUAAA
Messenger RNA from Ctenopharyngodon idella (grass carp), 1664 nucleotides. RefSeq names its product phosphorylase kinase, gamma 1a (muscle) (gene phkg1a). Gene Ontology annotation, molecular function: calmodulin binding; ATP binding; phosphorylase kinase activity. The coding region runs from base 187 to 1371 and encodes 394 amino acids. The record is from RefSeq and is a predicted model, not a curated record. Gene Ontology annotation, biological process: protein phosphorylation; glycogen biosynthetic process. The transcript is spliced from 10 exons. Gene Ontology annotation, cellular component: phosphorylase kinase complex. Lineage: Eukaryota; Metazoa; Chordata; Actinopteri; Cypriniformes; Xenocyprididae.